AUGGAAAAACAAACCAAAAGCAAACCUGCUCCUACUCAAAGUGCACUGGCUGAAGGUGGAGCAGGUUUGACAGCUCCGUGGAGAGCUGCUCCAAGAGUUGUGUAUUCCUCCCACCCUCAAGCUAUCACUUCCUGUAACAUAAAACAGCAAGAGAUCAACAGUAAGAAUGUACUUUGUACCAUAUCAAAGUACAAGCUGGAUGAUGACCACAGGGAUCAAUUUGAUGGCUUUGAUCUUUCAUAUACUGUCCCCAGAAAACAUCUACCAAGGCUGAGGUGCUCCAGUCAAAUCCCAUCAGCUUUUGGAGCAACCAAGCAACCAAGGGAUUUCUUCCCUAGAGAUGUAUCUGAACAGAUACGGCAUUUUUCUUUUUCACUGUUAGGUUUGUACUGCUCAGCCAUGAAGGAAACUCUUCCUGACUUCAGGAUCCUGGCCAUAUACGGACACACAGAGCCUGUGAUAGGAGGUCUUUUGAAACCAGCUUCAGUGAUUGCUGAUGAGGGUGAGAGAAGCAGACUGCAUGCCUUGCCAAGGCCAGCCUCUGCUAACCCGUGGCUGAUGUUACAGUUCAUAUCAUGGACCCUAAUGCCUUCAGCAAAUAAUUAACUUCCUCAUUAAAACUGCAUUGUGGGAGGGUUUUCCUGCACAGACUCCACAGGGAUGUUGUUCCAGAAGUUUACUCCAAGUUAAAACCCUCCUAAUAUGAAGCUUGAUUUUAUUCACAGCCAGUUCACAGCUGUGCAUAUUUAUCUUUCCCUCUUUGAUAUUUCUGCAGAACUAAUUAAUAGAGCCUCCUGUCCUUUUUGGUUAACUGAGUGUCAUGCUUUCUUUAGUAAAUGAGUUCUCCAUGCCCUCCUCACUCCCCUGAGGCCACCAGACCCCAUUGUACCUGUCCCAUCCAGGCAUUUCUUAGCUCAUUAAAA
Pezoporus occidentalis (night parrot) is the source of this 923-nucleotide messenger RNA. RefSeq lists its product as uncharacterized. Lineage: Eukaryota; Metazoa; Chordata; Aves; Psittaciformes; Psittacidae. The coding region runs from base 1 to 606 and encodes 201 amino acids. The record is from RefSeq and is a predicted model, not a curated record. The transcript is spliced from 2 exons.